AUGGGAAGUAAGAAUGAAUCUUAAAUUUCUUAGAUCUAUGUGGAUAAGAAAGGCAAGAGCCUACUUAAACGAUGUAAUCUAAAAUCAAAUAUGAUGGGAAAAUUGGAAAUCUGUAACUAUAAGUAAUUUAAGGAGAUGUUUUAUCAGAGAAGGCAAAUGCUUUUUGUAACAUAUAAUUAUAUAAUUUUUAAGUAAACGUUGCAAAUGAUCCAUACAGUACAUAAAUAAUAAGGAACAUAAGAGAAAUAAAAAAAUUAACAUGUAUUAUAAUUUUUCUAUAUUUAAGUAAAAAAUGGUGUUCCAUAAUUAAUAAAUAUUGAUUAAAGCAAUAUUGAUUUUAUUAUUAUGCUCAAAAUGUGUGAAGAUUAUGUAAUAUAAAUAAUUUUUAUAUUUAGGAAGUUGAUUAUUAAAAUUAAAGAAAAGAAGGUUUUCUAGCUUCCUUCUAGUUAGCAAAUGAAAAAAAUCUAAAAAUAUUAUCUUUUACAGAUCCUCCUUAAUAACUUACUUAAAAAAGGGAAGAUGAUUAUUAUAUUGAAUUAUUUUUAUCAGCAUUAUUGAAGCAUAAAAAAACUUAAUAAAAUUGUUAAAUUGAAAGCAUUAAAUUGAUAAACUUAGAGGUCAAUCUAUCAAAUGUAUAUAUUAAGACAAUAAAUAAAUACAUGUUGAAAUUAUAAAAGAGUGAAUAGGAACAAAACUAAUAAUAAGAAGAAAAAAUAAUAACUUAGAAAACAGAAGAAUUUUAAGAAGAGACUUAACAAAUAUAAUAAAGUUAAGAAUUAAAUAAAAAUACUUAAGUAGUUAAAGAAUAAUCUGAAUAAAUUAAUGGCUAAAUUAUAGAGGAAACGAAUAAUGAAAAUAAAUAAGAUGUUCAUGUAUAAUUAGAGACUGAAUAAAUUUAGCAAAUUGUAGAAUAAAAUUAAAAUACAUAAAUAGUUUAAGAAUAAUCAGAAAAAAUUAGUGUAUAAAAAAUAUUCGAGACGAAUAAUUAAAUUGCAUAAGUAGUUUCAGAAUAAGAAUAUAAUUAAAAAAUAUAACAAAAUAUAGAAUCAAAUAAAGAUACCGAAAUAGUUUAAGAAUAAUCUGAAUAAAAUAAUAUUUAAUAAAUAGUAGAAACGAAUAAUGAAAUUUAAUAAGAAGUUCUAGAAAAUUUAAAAUCAAAAUAAGUUGAAACUAACGUUGAAAAAAAAGAAGAAACAAAUGAUAAAAUUAAAUAAGAAGUGUAUGUCUAAUAAGAGACUUAACAAAAUGAAAAAAAUAAAGAAUUAAAUAAAGAUAACGAAGUAGUUUAAAAAUUAUCUGAAUAAACUAAUGAUUCACAAAUAGAAGAAUCUAUUACUGAAAUUAAAUAAAAAGUUCAAGAAAAUUUAUAAUCAAAAUAAGAUAAUGAAGCAUUUUAAGGAUAAUUUGAAUAAACUAAUAUUGAGUAAAUAAAAGAACCAAAUAAAGAAAUUUUAUAAGAAAUUCAUGUAUAAUAAGAGAUCAAACAAAUUGAAAAAAAUAUAGAAUAAAAUAAUGAUAAUGAAGCAGCUUAAGAAUAAUCUGAAUAAAAUAAUAUUUAAAAAAUAGAAGAAACAAUUAAUGCGAUCAUAUAGGACGUUCCUUAAUAAGAAGACGCAUAAAAAAUUUAACAGAAUAUAGAAUUAAAUAAAGAUAACGAAGUAAUUUAAGAAUAAUCUGAAUAAACUAAUGAUUAACAAAUAGAAGAAUCCAAUACUGAAAUUAAAUAUGAAUUUCAAGAAAAUUUAUAAUCAAAAGAAGAUAAUGAAACAAAUUAAGGAUAAUUUGAAGAAACUAAUAUUGAGAAAAAAGACAAAACUAAUAUUGAGAAAAAAGAAGAAACUAAUGAUGAAACAAAAUAAGAAGCUCAUGUUUAGUUAGAAUCUAAGCAAAUUUAACAAAAUUUAGAACUAAAUAAAGAUGCUGAAGUCGUUUAAGAUUAAUCUGAAUAAACUAAUGAUUAACAAAUAGAAGAAUUUAAUACUGAAAUUAAAUAAGAAGUUAAUAUAUAAUAAGAGACUUAAUAAAUCGAAUAAAAUAUAGAAUAUAAUAAAGAUACUGAAGUAGUUUAAGAUUUGUCUGAAAAAAUAGAAUAAGAAAUUCAAAGCAAUGAGCAAAAUUGA
Paramecium sonneborni is the source of this 2120-nucleotide messenger RNA. The record is from the annotation of a GenBank genome assembly. Lineage: Eukaryota; Ciliophora; Oligohymenophorea; Peniculida; Parameciidae.